This is a messenger RNA of Chlorella variabilis, 712 nucleotides long. RefSeq lists its product as hypothetical. The coding region runs from base 56 to 670 and encodes 204 amino acids. The record is from RefSeq and is a predicted model, not a curated record. Lineage: Eukaryota; Viridiplantae; Chlorophyta; Trebouxiophyceae; Chlorellales; Chlorellaceae. Gene Ontology annotation, molecular function: S-adenosylmethionine-dependent methyltransferase activity. The transcript is spliced from 4 exons.
GAGCGGGGGAGACGUGCAAGCCGCCUCCCUGGGCGAUAGGCUCUUCGCCUGGGCUAUGGAUAGUCUCGGGCCCAAGGCGGAGUGGCGGUUCCGAGAGCGCAAGCUGGGCCUCUUCUCCUGCCUACGGCGGGAGCAGGGUGUCUCCACCGUGGUGGAAGUGGGCAUGGGAACAGCCCCCAACCUGAAACAUUAUGCCAAGGACGUGGAUAGAAUCAUCGGAGUGGAUCCCAAUAUGGCCAUGCACCAGUACGCACGCAAGGCGGCCGAGGCGGCGGGGGCAGCCGCCAAGCUGCAGCUGGUGACGGGCACCGCUGAGGCGCUGCCCCUGGAGGAUGCCAGCGCCGAUGCGGUGGUCAUGACGCACGUGCUGUGCAGCGUGCGCGACCAGCAGCAGGCGCUAGCGGAGGUGCGGCGGGUUCUCAGGCCUGGCGGCAAGCUGCUGUUUCUGGAGCACGUGGCGGCGCCAGAGGGCGAGGUGCUGCACGCCGUGCAGCGUGCGCUCAACCCGGUGGUGGGGUUUGUGGGCCACGGGUGCAGCGCCACCCGCUGCACGCUGGCGGCGAUAGAGCGGGCCGGGUUCGCCUCGCUGGAUGCCGACAGCUUCAAAGUCAGCUUCUGGGGCCCGGCGGCCGUGAUUGCGCCGCACAUUGUGGGGUGCGCUGUGAAGUGAUGCCGUCCACGUACUGAACAUACUGAACACACCCCACAGUCC